UCCCCCUGCACUUGUCAGAUGCAGAUGGGACUGGCAAAGUUUGUUUGAAUAAAAAAAAAAAAAAGGCUAAAAAAAAAAAAAAAAGGGGGAAGAGCAGGAGGAGGGGGGAGGAAAAAAAAAAGAUCCUAGAAAUCCAAAAAGGCUCAUCUGGGAAGGAGAGAGAGGAGACCGAGAGGAAGCGGGAUGCAACUCAACCUGACGCUGAUCUGCUUCGUCUUCGGGGGGUUCCUGCCCGACGCCGCGGCCCGGCGGGAGCAGAUGGACACGGGGCAGUGCGACCUGCCCCGCUCGCAAGGAGAGCUCAACUCCUUCCUCUGGACCAUUCGCCGUGACCCCCCCGCUUAUCUCUUCGGCACCAUCCACGUGCCCUACACGCGAGUUUGGGACUUCAUCCCUGACAACUCCAAGGCCGCCUUCCACGCCAGCUCCAGCGUCUACUUCGAGCUGGACCUCACGGACCCUUACACCAUCUCGGGGCUGGCCAGCUGCCAGAUGCUGCCCCACGGGGAGAACCUGCAGGACGUGCUGCCCCGGGAGCUGUACCGCCGCCUCAAACGCCACCUGGACUACAUCAAGCUGAUGCUGCCCCACUGGAUGACCCCGGACCAGCGGGGCAAAGGGCUCUACGCCGACUACCUCUUCAACGCCAUCGCCGGGAACUGGGAGCGCAAGAGGCCCGUCUGGGUGAUGCUCAUGGUGAACUCCUUGACGGAGACGGACAUCCGCUCCAGAGGGGUGCCGGUGCUCGAUCUCUACCUCGCCCAGGAGGCCGAGAGGAUGAAGAAGAAGACGGGUGCGGUGGAGCGGGUGGAGGAGCAGUGUCACCCGCUGAACGGGCUCAACUUCUCCCAGGUGCUGUUUGCUCUAAACCAGACUCUGCUCCAACACGAAAGCCUUCGAGCAGGGAGUUUGCAGGCCCCUUACACCACUGAGGAUCUCAUCAAGCACUACAACUGUGGAGACCUGAAUGCUGUGAUAUUCAACCAUGACACUUCUCAGGUGCCAAACUUCAUCAACACAACACUCCCACCCCACGAGCAGGUGACAGCUCAGGAGAUAGACAGCUACUUCAGACAGGAGCUGAUCUACAAGAGGAAUGAGAGGAUGGGGAGAAGAGUGAUGUCACUUCUAAGGGAGAACAGAGACAAGAGCUUCUUCUUUGCCUUUGGAGCAGGUCACUUCCUGGGUAACAACACUGUGAUUGAUGUACUGAGACAAGCAGGAUUUGAAGUGGAGCACACCCCUCCUGGACAACCAAUUGGAAAUUCAAGGACAACAAAGACAAGCCCAGCCUUGGAGGGACUCUCAGUGACAGCCCUGCCCCCUGUCCAGCUUUCUGAGCAGGUCCCGCUGGCAUCUCCUUCCCUGAAGCCGCAGCAGAUGGACGAAGAGGACAGCCUGUCUCCUCACCUCUUGUUGCCUGACAGCAUCAGCCAGCUGGAGGAGUUUGGCAGGCAGAAGAAAUGGCACAAGAAGCAGCACAAACACCAUCGCCAGAGGCAGUUCAAUGACCUCUGGGUUCGGAUAGAAGACAGCACCACCACGUUGCCUUCCUAUAUCAGGAUAACCAACGGCUACAUCACAGUCAAGCCUCCCAUCUGGAUUUCCAACCAGCUGGAUCAGAGGCCGCGUCCCGACCGUCCAUCCCAGCCCACGAGCUCAGCCCCAGCCAGCCUUCCAUGGCCAUCAGUAACAUUUGCUCUCUGCAUGGCCAUAGCUUCUUUUCUCCUGAGCCUACUGCAGCCCUCCUGACCACAUUAUAUUACAUGCAAUCCCUUGGAAUAGAGAGAUAAUUUAUGAACAAAUUGGAGUUUAAGACAACAGUUACAAGCUGGACCUUCUCAGUGACUCAGUAGUGCCUUCUAGCUGAUUUUGUCUCUUUGCCCAGAUACAUUUUGAAACUCUACAGCUUUAUUGUAACACUGACUUACAUCUUCUUUUUGUAGAAGGAUCUUUAUUUCCCAUAGUGCUAUGGGGUUUUGUAAAAUAUACAUGUUCAUAUAAAGAAAAAAAAAGAAAAAGAAAAAUGUAUUUAUUCAACUGGUAAACUUAUUUUUCUUGUUGUAUAUGUUAAUAACAUCCCUAUUAAUCAGUAGCGAUGGUGAAACAGAUAAAUUAAUAUUUUCUAUAUUUGUUUUCUGACAACUCUGCAAAUGUCUGAACUGACACCAAAUGAAUGCUUUCUUUGUUUCUUUAACCAAUACAUUUUACAGCAACUGUCCAAUAAUACAUUUCUGCUGAACUACUUUAUUUUACUUCUUUUAUCACAUUAGCAUAUCUUACACUGAAUAAAGCAGAUCCUGCUCUCUGGGGCCUGUACCCUUUAGAAAAAUAAGUGCAUUCUUAACUCAUUAGCUGCCACAAUCUAAAAUACCAGUUAUUUUUACAUGACUUAGUAAGUCAUUAUUCAGGAUAAUCCUCUACAUUCCCCCUGUUUUCUUUAACUAAACUAUUUAACUUCUUUGGAAAUUACCAGUUUCCCCCUUUUCCCUGAAAUUAAUUCACCAGCUAACGCAUAUUAAGACACCCUUUUCUUAAUAAAAAAAUUGCUUUUAAAGUCUGGAAUAAUCCUACUUGGAAUUAUUUUCUUCUCUCCCUCAUUUUAUGUAAGUAUAAGCCUACAACCUUUUCAGGCAUAAAUGAGAAGAGAGCUUGGUUUGUCUACAGAUUAUAAAGAUGUAGUGUCCUGUUAAUCUAUAGAACUCCUUUGUACUAGUUUUAAUAAUGCCCAUGGACAACCUGAAGGCAAAAAAACAUCUACAAAUUCCUCUUUCUCUUGCUGCCACGAGCUGAUAGAGCUGAUAUCUCUGUGCUGAAAUAAUUAUGUCCUGUCCAAAAUCUGCUCAACACCACAGGAAUUAAACUAACCCCCAUCUUAUGGAGACAUGCAGAACAUUCUUCCAUUUUUAAACUGUGGAAGUUCAAACAGUUUAAACCUGACUUAGAUGGAAAAGUGCUUCUUCAGUUUAGAAAAAAAGUUAAUGAUGAUAAUUACAACAAUGUCACUGGUAAAAUUCUGGCUGAAAACAACCCUGUAAGUUUCCCAGCAGCCCUACAGCCUGGUCUCUGGAGCUGCAGAUGAUUCCAUGCAAUCUGCAAGACUCUGCAGUGAGAGAGAGUUCAGAAUUCACAGUUUGCUUAUUGUCAUACCAGUUAUUUCAUGAAAGUAAGUUGGAAAGUAACUAGACUACAAAAAUCACAGGAUUUCAUGAUGAAAUACUGAGCAUUUCCAUCAUGCAUCCCAGCCCAUUGUCUUGCAAAGGCCAGGGACAAUACAGGUAAUUUCUUUUUAACUUACUGGACACCAUGAUCCCCAGUCUUUCCUCUGUGCUAUUACCCACUUAAAUUGACCAGAAACCUGCACAACCUGCUGUCAAAAACAGAGUGCUAUAAGCUUCCCCCAACAGUUGAUAAGGCUGAAUGGAAAACUUUGAGCUUUGCCCCAAAUGUGAGAUUCAAACAGACCCCGUGCAUACUUUCAUAUUGUGUAUUUUGGCUAGCAGAAGAUUAGAGAUGUUAGUUUUGGACAGAAGCCAUUCACCUUGCAUAAUAUUUAUUGCACAGAGAUGGAUAUUGAAAACAUAUUUUGAGAGCUUUCAUUUUGGUUUUAUUUGAGCUAUUACUCUAGAAAUGCCUUCAUUUGAAUAUUAUGGUUUAAGAGACCGUCAAAUUUAACAGUAAUGCAUUUUAAAAAGAUUAUUGGUUCUCCUGAUGUGUUCAAGGCAGAGAUGAAAACUGAAUUAAAAUGUCUUAUUUACAAGACUGUAACUGGAAAUAAGGUAUGUAAAUCUUAAGGGUGAUGAUAAGUUACGUAGUAAAAGUGAACAGCCAACAAACCAAAACCCAUUGAAUUUUAUUUGUUGUAACCGGAUUGUGUCCAGAAAUUAUUCUGUGGUGCUAUCCCAGGAAUAAUUCCAGGUGUUGGAAAACCUACAGUAUAAAUAGACAAGACCAUGUAAAGAUAAGGGAGAGAAAAAAGAGCAGAAAAGAGAAACAACUUGUCCAAGACUGUAAGGAAAACCAACAGCAGGACCAAGACCAGAAAUUACAAUUCUGAAGUUUCCCAAUCUGUGGCUUUCUCCAUAAACCUCUGGGGAUUUUUUUUUUUUUUUUUAAUCUUAGGAGCACACAAAUCUCUCCACACUCCCAGCUGUCAUUGUGCUGCACAGAACGGUCACUCUUUUAUCACCAGUGAGAUUUUCUGAGUCAUUCCUACACUGGACAGUAAUAUUCAGUUUUCAUUAGCUCAGAUACUGUGGUAUGUUUGGCUAUCACAGGAUGCAAAUGGCUUGGAUAUCAAAGUAUAUUUUACUGUCUUUGCAUUCCCUGGCAUUUUCUCUGUAAUUCUGGGAAAUUAAUGAAUUUUACAAGAACCCUUCUGCUGGUGCCCCACAUUUGUGCAGUGCAGGUGUCAAAACAAGGUGUCUGUUGGAUUUCGGGUCUACACAGCUGAUUUUAGCCACCUAGAAGGAGCUCCCUCAGUCAUCUGAGCUCUCUCUGGCUCAGGGAGGAGAUAUGACUUAAAGGCUGAGUAGGUUUCUGAAGAUCUUAGCUCAGAAACCUCACGUGAAUAGCUUCAGCACAGGUCUCUAACCAAACACUCCUUUUAUUCUCUUGUCUCACCCUGAAGUACAACAUAGAGUCACUUUAUUCAAUACAGGGUGCAGAGCAAUGCUGGAUAAUGAACCUUCACUGUGGUUGAUAAAAUGAGUUGUUUACUAACCAGCUGUGGCAGCCCAGCAUUAAUUAAAACACAGUAGUAGUGGUUAGCACAGACUUAUGCACACUGUCACAAUGGAUUGUGACUUCUGAAUUUCUAAUGAAUUUCUAAAUUUCUAAAUUUCUAAUGAACUUCUGAAUUUCUAAACCAUGACUUUAAAACCUGGACCAGAUUUGAUACGUGCUCUGGAAGCAACACUGACCACCAGCUUCAGGGGGCUUCAGUUUCUUCUGUGGGUUUCUCAAAAACCUAAAAACUGACUCAACUCUUUCUUCCAAAGCUCAGAUUCCCAUGUUAUCACAAGAUUCCAAGAGCAGGAGAUUUAGCAAAAACAUUAAUGCCCACCACAUACAAUAGCAAACACUGGUGAUCCUGCUUAUCUCUGAGAAUCAGCAUGAAGAGAGUCACCCAGUGUCUGGCAGUCUAGGACACGACCUUGGGUGAGUCCAAAGCUCAGUGGUUGCAUCAUUCAUCCUCUCAACACUGCUACAAGGGACACCAACACAAUUCACAUUAAAUGUAAGUGUAGCAUUAUCAACAAAUGCUGAGUACCUGCCAAGAUCUUGCCCUGGUGGAAUAAAUAAUCUCAUAUCAGCAGCAAAAAAUGUAAUCUCUCCCCUUUCAGUGUUUUUAAUGCUUUUCUUGCUUAACUACAGAUACUAUAUUAACAUGCACUGCCACUUGGAGAACCAGUCAGUAAGCUGGGACAGAAGGUAUUUUAUAUUUUAUGACUGAAGUAGUUUCUCUCCAAUCCCUAGAGCUGUUGAAUAAUGCAAUAAGUCUUCUGGCAAUAAAUGAUGAACAUGAUUUAUGAUAACUACGCUUUAUACAGGUGUCAAAAAUCUGCUUUGUUGAACUUCCCUUCCCAUUCCUCCAAGCUCCACUGUAAUUUAGGAACACCCAAGGUACAGAGUUGUAUAUUUAUCUAAGUUCUUCAAUAUACAGUUGUGGAGAAAGAGAGAAUGGAAAGAGGGAGAACUUUAUGUUUAGUGCAUUGAUUAGUCAAGUGAUAUGACUCAGUCAUUACCAUAUACCACUGUUAGGGAGGAAUUUCCCAUCAUAUAUUUAUGUUAGAGAAACCAAAGGUUAUUAUCUCAGCAUAAGUGUUACCAUGCCAAACUUUGCUUAGUACCGUAUUUCUGUAUUAUAUCCAAAAAUUGUAUGGUCUUGUCAUAUCUCUGAAGUGAUCAAUGUUCCAUGGAGUGAGCUAAAACCCAGCUUCAAUUUAAGCAUGCUUAGCUUAAACUGAAGCAGAAAGAUAACUUGCUGAAGUUCGAGAUCACGGGGUGGGUGUGUGUGGGUGUGUUUGUGUGUGUGUGGGUGUGUACAUUUACAUGUGUAUGUUGUCUGUGUUCUGUCCCAACCCAAAUUCAGCCUUUUCCAUGACUAACAUUUCAGGAGGCACCUUAAUCUAGCUAAAGGCAGCGAGGUCUUUGCAAUAACUAGGCAAUACUUUUCCUUCCACAGGACUGAUUACCCAUCCUGCAGAUCAUGCUCACACCGAAAUUCAAACUGCAUAUUUGUCAGUUUUCAAUUCAAAUGUAUUUCAGAUAUUUUUUCCUGUUCCGCCUCCUGCUUUUGUGAACUGUUUUGAAGAGUGUAAUAAAAAGAUGCUUUCUAAUAUUAUUUUAUCAAAAUAUUUUUGUAGCAUAAUAUAUUAAUAAAAUGUUAUAAUAAAUCCAUAGCGCAAUAAUCUUGUGU
Messenger RNA from Motacilla alba alba, 6421 nucleotides. It is a transcript of the gene TRABD2B, whose product is annotated as TraB domain containing 2B. The record is from RefSeq and is a predicted model, not a curated record. Gene Ontology annotation, biological process: negative regulation of Wnt signaling pathway. Gene Ontology annotation, cellular component: organelle membrane. The transcript has 7 exons. Lineage: Eukaryota; Metazoa; Chordata; Aves; Passeriformes; Motacillidae. Gene Ontology annotation, molecular function: metalloendopeptidase activity; Wnt-protein binding. Bases 184 to 1752 code for a protein of 522 amino acids.